This is a messenger RNA of Xiphophorus hellerii (green swordtail), 1993 nucleotides long. RefSeq names its product E3 ubiquitin-protein ligase TTC3-like. The coding region runs from base 618 to 1811 and encodes 397 amino acids. Gene Ontology annotation, molecular function: protein binding. Lineage: Eukaryota; Metazoa; Chordata; Actinopteri; Cyprinodontiformes; Poeciliidae. The transcript is spliced from 14 exons. The record is from RefSeq and is a predicted model, not a curated record.
UUCGAUUAAUUAGAAUAAUUGAUGACUAAUAUAAUCAUUUGUUGCAGUUCUGAUGUUUGAUACUGAUAAAUAUCGCUUAUCUUUAAUAUGGACAAUAUUUAUAUCAACUAUCAACAUCGGCCCAAAUAUUCAUGUUGGUGUCUUCCUAAUGUUCUAUCAUAAAGUUAUAAAACUGGAUAAAAUGACAAUAUUCCAUGAUUAAAGACGUAAAGUUUAUAUUAUGUUUCCAACAUAAACAUAAAGCUUAUGUUAUGUUGGAAACAUAAACAGACAAACUUUAAAAUUCUUUGACAUUUUAAAGUAAGAUUUUAAUGAAAAACUUCCAGUGUUAUAAAAUGAGACAUUUGAGCGGCGGCAGAGUCGUCGGUCCUGCGGAGCGUUUUUACUUUUAUCGGAGGAUUUAUUUAAACCAGAAGAGGAAAUGUUUUCCUGGCAGCAGCCCGUCUCUGAUUUCAGGCCGACUCCACUUCCAGUUUCUGUUUCAUUAAAUGUUUUACCUAAUGUUGGUGUGCACAUCUGUCUGUCAUUUUCUAUGUUUUGUUCCGCCAUCACAGGACAGGAAAACGUCCAGCUCACAUAAAUACAGUGAAUGUUAGGAAAUCUGCACCACCGUCAAAAUGCCAGACUUGAGCAAAAUGUCGGAUUCAGACUCGGACAGCGAUUGGGGUUUCCACCGCAACAGGAAGUUUCUGAAAUCUCACGGGGACAUCAAAAUAAACCUUUCAGAGAGAGUGUUCAGCCAGUGGGGCUCCAUCCCCCUACAGACCAAGAAGGAAGGCACUCAGCGGAUGAGAGUUUGCGUCUUCUGGUUUCCCACGCUGCUGCAGCCAGACAUCUCCAAGACCUUCACUUGGGCCGCAGAAGUUGGCUUAAUCAACGAAGAGACAAGUGAAAUGCUGGAUGUGGAGAACCUCCGCAGGAUUCAGGUGGUUGAAAUGAUUCUGCUGCACCUGGAAGUGGCAAGUUUGGACAGGGAUUCCUCCAGACACGUUUUCAUUUUUUGCAACAUGUUGCAUCAGCACUGCUCUCCAGAGAUCCUGGAGGAAGCGGUGCGCUGGCUGGAGACGCUGGGCGAUGGGUUCAGACGGGAGCAGCUGCUCUGCCUGGGAGGAUUCCCCAACUGCUACACAACAUUCGGCUUCAUCUUCUCAGAGUAUGCCAAGUUUAUGCGGGAGAUGAGCAACAACCUGGACGCUACGAUGAGGGCCCUGAAGGCACCGCCUGAUGAGUCGUCUGCAAUGGAAAGUGAAGCGAUGAAGAUCCUUGGGAACGAGAAGUUUCAGGCCCAGCAGUACGCAGAAGCUCUGAAGUUUUACACCAACGCCAUCAAAUGCUAUCCUGAUAAUCACAUCCUGUAUGGGAACAGAGCGCUGUGCUACAUCAAGCAGAAGGAAUAUCUAAAAGCAGCAGGAGAUGGAAAACGUGCCGUUCUGAUCGACCCGCUCUGGGCGAAGGGCCACUAUCGGUACUGCGAGGCGCUGUUCUGUCUUGGGGCCAUGGACCUGGCGUUGGAGGCCAACAGCACCGCCCGGUGGCUGUGCAGAGAAAACCCGGAGGGACUCAGAGAUCUGGACCAGCAGUUCCUGAAGUUCAGGCCGGAGCCGCCGCCUGGUACCGAUCCAACUCCUUUCUAUCAGCUGGGAGCUGAGCUGCCGCAGAGGCCUCACAGCUUUAAGGUUGGGCUGGUGAAGAAAAUCCCUCAGCCGACAAAAACAGGCGGUAAAAACAAUCUGACCAGGAGUUUAGCUGCGAAGGUGAGUGAGUCACGUUUGUUUUGCUUUUACAGCCUCAGGUUUCAUUUUAGGUUUUAGCUGUAAACUCAUGUUUUCCUUCAGUUUUUAAAUGUUUUUUUUAGCAAUAUUUCUCAUUUUCUCAAUCAAUUCCUGCUUUUUUCUGUUUUUAUUUUUUAAUUUCUGUAUUUUUAUUGCCCGAUAAUUGAAGUAAGCAGCAGGUUUUUCUUCCAACAUCUUGGAGUAAAACUGAGAAAUGAGUU